Messenger RNA from Saccostrea echinata, 2865 nucleotides. Its product is annotated as leucine-rich repeats and immunoglobulin-like domains protein 1. Gene Ontology annotation, molecular function: protein binding. Lineage: Eukaryota; Metazoa; Mollusca; Bivalvia; Ostreida; Ostreidae. The record is from RefSeq and is a predicted model, not a curated record. The transcript is spliced from 2 exons. The coding region runs from base 598 to 2373 and encodes 591 amino acids.
GUAAAAAUUGCAACAUGUCACUAAUGGCAUGGAAACAAUCUCAUUACCACGGCGCUCUGAGGGGUCAUUUAAUGGCACUAGCCACCGUGUGUGAUGAACUGUCACAGUAAAGGAUACUGGAUAGAAAAUAUUCACCCGUUAUUCCGGUGGCGGCCAGGAUUGCUAAUUGUUUGUCCGCAGUAACAGCAGCCGACAUUGAUUGCCCGUCGUCUGCCUCCUGAUGAUAAAAAGGACGCAGGCGGGAAAAUUAUUCACUGCUUAAAAUUUAUCAUACUAUAUGAAAUGUUCUAUGUUCGUUGGGAAUGUGUAACCAAUACGAAAUAUAACUCGAUAUGAUUAAUAUAAAAUGGCAGAGAAAGGACAGAAAGAUUGAAGGAAUUAAGCGCUUAUUGCCCAAAGCCAUACAAGUUUCAGGGAUCAUUGUCAAUCGAUGGCUGUCAAUUUGCUAGUUUAUUUGAUUUUAACACUUUUUGAAUGUCGUGGAAAUUGCUGUUUGCGCACGCAUUAAGCAUAUCUGACACGAAAAGAAAGGGGGAAUCUAAACUUUUUUUACUUUUGGGUGUGAAAAAAGAAUAAGCCUCAUCAUUUAGGAAAAGGAUGGCGGUUUUGGCGAAGCGCACAAUUUCAAUGUUUACUUUCUUCCUGGUGCUCAAUCAAAGACUUGCUGCUUCAAGUGAAAUCUGUCAAUCUCUCUGUUCGUGUGUAAUUUUUAGUAAUAGAAAUAAUGUGAGUGCAGAGGUCAUCGAGAUUAACUGUCAGGGUAACGACCUUGAAUUAUUUCCCAACUUGACCGAAUACAAAGGCACGCAAAUACAACGCUUGAAUUUAGGGAAUAAUUCAUUCUUCAAACUUACAGUUAGUUCUGUUUUAUUUGAUGGUGCUAUUAUUCAAGAACUGAAUUUGGACAACAAUCGAUUUUUAGAAAUAGAGAAUAAUGCGUUCAGUAAUAUAAAAGAACUCAAGAAAUUGACCUUGAACAAUUGUGGUCUUGAAUCAGCUGAUCUAAUAUUUGUACGAAAUAUUCCAAAUUUAUUGUUUUUAGCUUUAAGAUCAAAUAAAAUAAAGGAGCUUAAAGAUUCGAGUGUGUUCGAGGGAUCGCCACUUGAAGAGCUCGAUCUUAGUUAUAAUCCCAAUAUCAAUAUUCAUGAAGAAGUUUUGAAAGUUUUAGCAUCUACCCUGAUCUUUUUAUAUAUGGAUUAUACCAAUGUGGACAUUUCAAAUCUUCAGUUUUUAGGUGGUUUAGCUAACCUAAAGUUAUUAUCAAUGGAAGGCGCUCGUUCCUCAAAGUAUAAUAGUAUUCAACAGAAAGCAUUCGGUAACCUCAGUCUGUCAAGUCUAGAAUCACUGACAUUGUCCAAGUCUGGAUUGAAGGUCGUAUUUCCAAAAGCUUUUGAUGGUCUUGAUAGAUUGAAGUAUCUGGAUCUUUCCGGAAACGAACUGAAUAACCAGGUCUUUGGAGUUACGGGUACCAAACCUAGUCUACAAGUGCUGAAAUUAUCUUACAACCCAAGUAUACAAUCCAUUUUAAAAAUUCCUAACAAGAACUUGACUGAGUUGCACAUGGAAGGGACAGGAGUAAAUCUCAUUUCUUAUGACGCCUUCAGUGUUAUAGGGGACUCUCUUGUCAUCCUAAACCUUAGAUCGUGCCAACUUCCGCCGGAAGGUAUGUUUCUCGUGGAUGCAUUUAGACCACUUAGGUCGCUGAGGAAAUUGGACCUAUCAUAUAAUUACUUGAAAGAAAUAUUCAAUGAAACAUUCGAUGAUAUGAACAAACUUGAGGAACUCGAUUUAAGUGGAAAUAUUAUGAAAUUUAGUAAAACUGACUUUAGUGGUCUUGAAGAAUCAUUAAAAACUCUAAGACUACGAAACAUGACAUUACAAACUCUACCAGUAGAAGCAUUGGCAAGCUUAGAAAAUUUGCAAGAACUGGACGCCUCGUUCAACAAUUUUACAAAUAUCUCCAAGGACUUUUUUGGAAGUUUAUCUGUGAGAACGCUAAAUUUGACAAGUUGCAACAUUUUUGAAAUCCACAAGGAAGCAUUUAUUCGAUUUAACAAAACCAAUGUAAUUUUGGAUGGUAACAAUAUUACCAGUGUAGACUUUCUGAGCUUUUUAUCACACAAUACUUUCGGAACUUUAACCAUGCGUAAUAAUAACAUCAACUGUAGCAGGCUCAAUCAAGUUCACGUAGUAGUGUUCGAUAAUUUAGAAGGUUACUGUGUCACUGGGAAUCAUUCGGAACCACUCAGCGCAUACUUAACUAAAAAACUCAACAUGAAAGCCAUCAAUUCCUGUUGUAAAACUGAAACGAGCCAGCUCGUGAUUUUUACCAUUUUAGCCAUAAGAACAUUCAUAGAACAAGUUUUUGUGUAAAUCAAAACGCUCCAAAUCCCAUGUGACAUGAAAUAUAGUGCCAAAAAUAGAAUGAAAAUGGCAUUUUAUACAGAUUUAUUUGGGUUUUUUAAACGUAUUUUUAUAUGAUAGUUGGAAACGUUUAACUAAUUUUAAGUGUCUUGGUGCUUUUAAAUUGUGUACAUACACGAGUUUUGAAAAAUGAUUAAUCAUAAUUGUACAAAGAUUUUAAAGAUAUUCAGAUUUUAUCUUAAUCUAUGAAUAAGUAAAGGCCCCUAAGAGAUCAUUUUCGCAAGUCAGGAUUGUCAAAUUAAAAUAAUAAUAAUCAAUGCAUUUCUUUGGAUACAAUUUAAGUUUUAGUGAGUCAAAAUCACUAUGGAUGAUGUACUUUCAUUUUAUCGUGGCUUUAUUUUAAUGGCAUUGUACAUCGUUUUGUCAUUCGUUUUUUAAAUUGAAUUUUAAAUAUAAAUGGUUGAGCUUAAUUUAUAAAUUAUUGUAGAUUUUAUGUAAAAG